AUGUACCUCGGUGGCUGCCACGGUGACUCCGACGAUUCGAGCUGGGGUGUGGCUUCCCUGCAGCCCGCCACCGGUCUCAAAGCACGCCCCCUGCUCUGGGAAUACUCCGAUACUGGGGCGACUCGGUACCCCGCCACGCUCUCGCCAGUAAUGAAUGCGUCGGACCCCUCAGUGGUCUCCCCUAUCCUCGCUCUUCCGAGCCUUGGCAAUACAUACGGCGCGGUGCUGAUCGCGACUUUCAUCAGCCUCGUCUUGGACGGGGUUGCGAUGCAACAAGCGUUUCGCUACUUCCAGGAGUAUCGCAACGAUCGUCGCAUACUCCGGAUAUUUGUUGGACUUUUGAUCGUAGGAAACACCUUCCACACAUCGCUUUGCUGCCACAUUUGGUACUACAUACGUCGAGUCUUUCUGCUUGGCUCAAGAUACAGAUACUUUGCGGCAUUCUCAAUAAUCUUCAUGGUAUGCGCCAUUGGAUUUGGGACCGCAUCUACUGUGAAAGGAUUUACCACCACAACGUUCGACCAGUUCGCGAAGUUCGCUUGGCUUACCUCGGCGGCAUAUGUAUCCGCGCUCGCUUGUGAUUCUGUGACCACGACGAGCUUGAUCGUUUUCCUUGUUCAAAACAAGACAGGGUUUUCUAGCACGGAUUCAAUGAUCAACACCAUCAUUCUGUACACCAUCAACACUGGCCUCGUAACAACGGUCCUGAACGUCUUAUGCGCUUCUUUCACCCUAGCGCAAACACAGAAUUUGAUAUACGUCGCUCUAGGCUUUCCACUCUGCAAAUCCUACGUGUGCUCUAUGCUCGCCAUCCUAAACUCACGAAAGGGACUCGCGGACGCCCAUACAGACGCGUUCACCGUCCCUACCAUGGACUUCCCGAAACACAUCGGGCAGAGUACGACGAGCACCCGCCGCGAGCACGCGUUCUUCCCGGGGGUCAUCCAUGUCAACACGGAACGUUCCGACACGCUGGUUCUACGGUCAGACGAUCGCGCGUCGCGCGAGGAGGACUCGGCCGGACUCGAGGUUUACGAAAUGCAGAGCAUGAAGGCAUGA
This is a messenger RNA of Epithele typhae, 1059 nucleotides long. RefSeq lists its product as uncharacterized. The record is from RefSeq and is a predicted model, not a curated record. Lineage: Eukaryota; Fungi; Basidiomycota; Agaricomycetes; Polyporales; Epitheliaceae. The transcript has 19 exons. The coding region runs from base 1 to 1059 and encodes 352 amino acids.